UUCAAGCUCAAGAUCUGCUGUUUCAAAACUCAAAAGCUUCAUUUGUGUCACAAGAAAAUCUUCAACGUAACAAUGGAUACAGAUCAUAGUGAAAGUGAAGAAUAUAGAGACUACAAAGGAAGGAAAGCAGAUCCAAGAAAGCAUGGUGGAUUCAGAGCUGCUGCUCUUGCUUGUGUGGUGGAAGUGUUGGAGAACAUGGUGUUCUUAUCAAAUGCUACCAACUUUGUUUCCUACUUUCUCAAGUCAAUGCAUUACUCAGCAGCCAAGUCUUCAAACAUGGUCACUAACUUCAUUGGAACCUCCUUUCUCCUUACCAUUGUUGGAGGCUUCAUCAGUGACUCCUUCUUCACAAGGUUCAAAACAUUCAUCAUCGCCUGCGUCAUAGAACUACUGGGACUAAUCUUGCUGACAUACCAAGCUCAACACUCCAAUUUGAAACCAGCAGAGAAUAGAACGCCAUCUGAGAGUGAAGCUGCUAUACUCUACUGUGGACUCUAUGCAAUAGCCAUUGGUGUUGGUGGAAUCAAGUCUUCAUUGCCUACACAUGGUGCUGAUCAGCUUGAUCACAACAAGCAACACCACAUUUCUUCAUUCUUCAACUGGUACUUUUGUUCCCUAUGCACAGGAGGCCUUACUGCAGCAACUGUGAUGGUUUGGGUUGAAGAGAAUCUAGGCUGGAACUUGAGUUUUGUGAUUUCUGAUGUAGUCUUGGGUUUGGCUCUUUGCAUUUUCGUCCUUGGAUUUCCCUUUUAUCGCUAUAAAUCUCCUUCUGGAAGUCCUUUAAAGAGGAUCUUUAAGGUUUUUGUUUCUUCAGCUCGUAACCGGAAAGCUUCAGCAGUGGGGACAGUGAAUCACAGGGCAGUAGCAGAAGAAGAUGCGACAGAACAAUCACAUGAUAAAUUCAAGUUCUUAAACAAAGCUUUGCUGUAUGACACCGUAGAUGACGCUGAGGUAGAAGAAACAAAAACCUUCCUUGGCCUCCUUCCAAUUUUCUUAACCACAAUAAUGAUGAACUGUUGCCUAGCUCAGCUUCAGACAUUCACAGUUCAACAAGGAAUCAUCAUGAGCAGAAAGCUCAACACCUUCACAAUCCCCACCCAAUCCCUCACAGUACUCCCACUCAUCAUCAUGAUCGCCUCCAUACCAAUCUUCGAAAACCUCAAGUACUUCUACGGACACAAACACUUCACUCAAAGCAGGAUUCUGCAACCACUUGGAAGAAUAGUAGGGCUAGCUCUUGCAUCAGUGUCCAUGGCAGUGGCUGCCAUAGUUGAAGCUAAGAGAAGAGAAGAAGCAAAGAAGAAUGAAGCUGUGAUACUGUCAGUUUUCUGGCUGGGAUGGCAAUACUUGUUCUUGGCUAUAUCAGAUGCACUUACUUUGAGUGGAAUGCUUGAGUUUUUCUACUCUAAAGCUCCUGGAAGGAUGAGAAGCAUGUGUACUGCACUUUCAUGGUGUUCAACCUCCAUGGGAUAUUUUAUCAGCUCAGUGCUUGUGAAGAUAAGCAAUGGAGUGAGUGGGAGAUAUGGCAGAGAGUGGCUUGGAGGACAUGAUCUGAAUCAUGCAAGAUUGGAUCUGUUUUAUGCUCUUCUUUGUGUUCUGAACUUUCUUAAUUUCUUGCUUUACUUGUACUGUGCUAGGAGGUACUAA
Molecule: messenger RNA, 1647 nt
Organism: Prosopis cineraria
Lineage: Eukaryota; Viridiplantae; Streptophyta; Magnoliopsida; Fabales; Fabaceae
Product: protein NRT1/ PTR FAMILY 4.2-like
Biological process (GO): transmembrane transport
Cellular component (GO): membrane
Molecular function (GO): transmembrane transporter activity
Source: RefSeq, a predicted model, not a curated record